AUGACUACACGAGCAGACGCAGUGGAGUUCACAGGUUAUUGGCCAGAUCAAUUCGUCGAGAUUGCGGGAUACAAUAAAGGAUGGAUAGGUGGUUCUGGUAAUUACACAUAUACCGGCAUUCUAACUUACCCAGGUCAGAACACCACCAACGAAACUAUCAUUUUUGAAAACCAAGCUAUCCGAUCUUAUAUUUACCAUUUCGCGGAUAUCGAUGCCUAUCCAUUUAACAGUAGCUUCCAAUUCCGAAUCGAGGAUGCAGCCGACUCCUCAUUAUUCGACGAAUCUCCAGUUAUACCUAUAAUCUCGAAAGAACAGGCUUUCGGUACUCCCUUCGCUAGUGCUGAUGCCCCGGCCGAGACUGCCUAG
This is a messenger RNA of Kwoniella mangroviensis CBS 8507, 366 nucleotides long. RefSeq lists its product as uncharacterized. The record is from RefSeq and is a predicted model, not a curated record. The coding region runs from base 1 to 366 and encodes 121 amino acids. Lineage: Eukaryota; Fungi; Basidiomycota; Tremellomycetes; Tremellales; Cryptococcaceae. The transcript is spliced from 3 exons.